CGUGUCAAGCAAGGUCCAAAAACUUACAGUUUUAGUUCAACAACAGAUUCCAGUGCUGCUGCAAACCUAGAUAAAUCUGUUCUUAAGGUAAUGAUAAAUGGUAAGUUGGAGAAAAGGAUUAUUGAUGUAAUCAAUGACCAUAAAAACCAAAAUGAUGACAAAGGAAUGAUUUCCAGAAGACUUACUGCUAAGAAACUACAGGAUGUAUACAUGGCUUUACAAAGAUUCUCUUUUAAGACUGAGCACAUUGAAGAAGCAAUGAAAAAUACACUUUUAUAUGGUGGUGAUCUUCACUCUGCACUUGAUUGGCUUUGUUUAAACCUUCCUGAUGAUGCCUUGCCUGAAGGUUUUAGCCAGCAGUUUGAAGAACAGCAACAGAAACCUAGAGCAAAAUUUUGUUCUCCUGUGUCACAGUGUGAACCUCCACCUCGCUUAGGAGACAACAAAAAGAAAGAAAAUGGGCCUGAAACUAAGGAGAUGAAUGUUGGGAAAGAGAAAGACGUGAGUAUGAAAGAAUGGAUUUUGCGAUAUGCUGAGCAACAGAGUGAUGAAGAGAAGAAUGAGUCUGUGAAAGAGACAGAUGAAGAAAAGUUUGACCCAAAUGAGAGGUAUGGACAUCUGGCUGCCAAGCUUUCAGAAGCAAAAGAACAAGCAAGCAUCUCCAAGCAAGACAAAGACAAGCAAGGCCAGAAGGCAGCACAGGAGAAAAUAAGAAGAAUUCAGCAAGAAAUGGCAAUACUUGAAGAACAUCCAGUAUUUAAUCCAGCUAUAAAGAUUUCAAACCAACAACAAAAUGAAAAGAAAAAGCCUCCUUCACCUCAGCCUCAAGAAACCACUUUGAAUUUGAGCUUGCUUGAAAAACCCGAUGGUGCUGCAAAGGAAGAAAAAGUGAAAAAGAAAGAACCGCUAGAUGUAAGAAAUUUUGAUUAUAGUGCUCGAAGCUGGACUGGUAAAUCUCCGAAACAAUUUUUGAUUGACUGGUGCAGGAAGAAUUUUCCCAAGAGCCCAAACCCUGCUUUUGAAAAAGUUCCAGUUGGAAAAUAUUGGAAAUGUAGGGUCAGGAUUACCAAAUCAUCAGAUGAUGUAAUGGCAAUGUGCCCUACAAUUGUAACAGAAGAUAGUAUGCAAGCGCAACAUCUAGCUGCUACUUUGGCACUCUAUCAUUUAACCAAAGGACAAUCAGUUCAUCAGUUACUGCCUCCUACCUACCGAGAUGUCUGGCUAGAAUGGAGGGAUAUCGAAAAAAAAAAGGAAGAAGAAAACAAGAUAGAAACCAACAAACCUCGUGAUAACUUUAUUGCUAGAUUAUUAAACAAACUCAAACAACAACAACAACUACAAUCUGAAAAUCAACCAAAAGUAUCUGAGGGUCCUGAAGAUUCCUGGGAAAACUUAGUUUCUGAUGAGGACUUCAGCAGUCUCUCUCUUGAGACUUCAGGCACAGAUAAUUUGGAACCUUCAAGGAUUUUGUUCAAAAAGCUGCAAAGUUCCUCCAGAUACCAGAGGCUUCUGAAAGAGAGACAGAAUUUACCUGUGUUUAAGCACAGAUACUCAAUUGUAGAAACUCUUAAAAAACAUCGAGUAGUUGUUGUGGCUGGUGAAACAGGCAGUGGGAAGAGUACCCAGGUGCCCCAUUUCUUGUUAGAAGACUUGUUGCUAGAUGAAGGAUCAAAUAAAUGUAAUAUUGUUUGCACUCAACCCCGAAGAAUCUCAGCAGUGAGUCUGGCAACCAGGGUUUGUGAAGAGCUAGGCUGCGAAUCAGGACCGGGAGGAAAAAAUUCCCUGUGUGGAUAUCAAAUUCGUAUGGAAUCAAGAACAGGAGAAGCCACCAGACUACUCUACUGUACAACAGGUGUCCUGCUUCGGAAACUUCAGGAAGAUGGUCUUCUUUCAAGUAUAUCUCAUGUUAUUGUAGAUGAGGUACAUGAAAGAAGUGUCCAGUCUGAUUUCUUGCUAGUUAUUCUGAAGGAGAUCUUGCAUAAACGUUCGGAUCUGCAUCUGAUUUUAAUGAGUGCUACUGUAGACAGUGAGAAGUUUUCCAGCUAUUUCUCACACUGCCCCAUUUUAAGGAUCUCAGGGAGGAGUUACCCUGUUGAGAUUUUCCAUGUUGAAGAUGUAAUUGAAGCAACUGGCUAUGUUCUGGAGAAAGACUCAGAAUAUUGUCAGAAGUUCUUGGAAGAGGAGGAGGAAGUGACAAUAAAUGUUACUAGCAAAGGAGGAGGCACUACAAAGUAUCAGGAGUAUGUCCCAAUCCACUCUGGAUCUGGUAUCGAUUUGGCUCCUUCCUAUGCGAAGUAUAGCAGUCGUACACAGCAGGCUAUCUUCUAUAUGAACCCUUACAAGAUCAACCUUGAACUUAUUUUGGAGUUGCUUGCAUACUUAGAUAGAAGUCCCCAGUUCAAGAACAUUGAGGGUGCUGUGCUGAUCUUUUUACCAGGCCUUGCCCAUAUACAACAGCUGUAUGAUCUCAUUUCGACUGACAGAAGAUUUAACUUGCGUGACAGGCACAGGUUGAUAGCUUUGCAUUCUGUUCUUUCAACUCAAGAUCAAGCAGCUGCAUUUACAAUACCUCCUCUUGGUAUUAGAAAGAUUGUUUUGGCAACCAAUAUAGCAGAGACAGGUAUUACGAUACCGGAUGUUGUCUUUGUAAUCGAUACUGGGAGAACAAAAGAAAAUAGGUAUCACGAAAGCAGUCAGAUGAGUUCCUUGGAGGAGACCUUUGUUAGUAAAGCUAGUGCUCUGCAGCGACAAGGAAGAGCUGGGCGUGUUAGGGAUGGAUUCUGCUUCCGAAUGUACACACGAGACAGGUUUGAAAGUUUCAUGGAAUACUCUGUUCCAGAAAUAUUGCGUGUGCCUUUGGAGGAAUUAUGCCUUCAUAUUAUGAAAUGCAGUCUUGGCUCUCCCGAAGAUUUCCUUUCCAGAGCGUUAGACCCGCCACAGCAGCAAGUAAUUGGUAAUGCAAUGAACCUGUUGAGGAAGAUUGGGGCUUGUCUGUUAAACGAGCCCAAGCUGACUCCAUUGGGCCAGCACCUUGCAGCCCUUCCUGUCAAUGUAAAGAUUGGCAAAAUGCUUAUAUUUGGUGCUAUAUUUGGCUGCCUGGAUCCUGUGGCAACUCUGGCUGCUGUUAUGACAGAAAAAUCCCCAUUUACUACACCAAUUGGUCGAAAAGAUGAAGCAGAUCUUGCAAAAUCAUCUCUAGCAAUUGCAGUUUCAGAUCAUAUAACAAUCUACAAUGCUUAUCUGGGGUGGAAAAGGGCUCGACAAGAAGGGGGGUAUCGUGCCGAAAUGACUUAUUGCAGAAGAAAUUUCCUUAAUAGGACUUCAUUAUUAACUCUGGAG
Messenger RNA from Fulmarus glacialis (Northern fulmar), 3339 nucleotides. It is a transcript of the gene DHX29, whose product is annotated as DEAH (Asp-Glu-Ala-His) box polypeptide 29. Lineage: Eukaryota; Metazoa; Chordata; Aves; Procellariiformes; Procellariidae. The record is from RefSeq and is a predicted model, not a curated record. Gene Ontology annotation, molecular function: RNA binding; ATP binding. The annotation marks the transcript as partial. The transcript is spliced from 23 exons. Gene Ontology annotation, cellular component: intracellular anatomical structure.